AUGAAGAUCUCUGAAAAGUUAGAGCAGGCCCACUCAGUGGCCCUGCCACCCCCAGCCACCUUUUCGUUUGAAUUUUUUGUACCCAAAACGUCCCAAGGGGUUCAAAAUUUAUACGAUAGAAUGGAUAGAAUGUAUGAUUUGAACCCGAUCUUUAUUGAUAUCACCUGGAAUGCCGGUGGGCGUUCCUCCACUUUGACUAACGAUAUGGUUUAUACUGCACAGGGGGCCCUUGGUCUUGAAACAUGUAUGCAUUUGACUUGUACUAACAUGAAGGUGGAAUUGAUUGAUGAAGCUUUGGAAAAAGCAUAUAAGUCCGGAUGUCAGAAUAUUUUGGCCUUGAGAGGUGAUCCUCCAUUGGAUGGGUCGGAAAGCACUGGUGAUUUCAAGUAUGCCAAAGAUUUGAUCAAUUAUAUUCGUAAUAAAUAUGGCGAUCAUUUCAAUAUUGGGGUUGCUGCUUAUCCAGAAGGACAUCCAGAAGAAACUGAUGAACAAUUGAUCUUGAAGUAUUUGAAAGAGAAAUGUGAUGCUGGUGCUGAUUUCAUUAUUACCCAAAUGUUCUACGAUGCCGAAAACUUCAUUAAAUGGUGUUCUCAAGUUCGUAAAAUUGGUAUUAAUAUUCCAAUUAUUCCUGGUAUCAUGCCAAUUUCAACUUAUUCUGCUUUUAUUAGAAGAGCUAAAUGGUCUCAAAUUGUUAUUCCUCAACAUUUUUUGGAUGCCUUAGAUCCAAUUAAAGAAGAUGAUUAUUUGGUAAGAGAACGCGGGACUGAAUUGGUUUCCGAUAUGUGUAAUCAAUUAAUUAAGUCAGGUUACGUUAAUCAUUUGCAUUUCUAUACUAUGAAUUUAGAAAGAGCCACCAUCAUGAUUUUAGAACGUUUGAAAUUAGUCGAAUACAUUAAAGACCAUGAUGUUAUUGGUGGUGAUGUUUUACCAUGGCGUAAAUCUUUAAAUCCUCAAAGAUCAAAGGAAUCAAUCCGUCCAAUCUUUUGGCAAAAUCGUAAGCACUCUUAUAUUAGCCGUACUUCUGGUUGGGAUGAAUUUCCAAAUGGUAGAUGGGGGGAUUCUCGUUCUCCUGCUUUUGGUGAUAUUGAUUUAUUUGCAACCGAUUUAUUAAGACAAUCUCCUAAAAAGGCUAUUGAGUUAUGGGGGUAUCCUCAAUCAUUGAAAGAUUUUUCUGAACUCGUUAUCUCUUAUAUUAAUGGUGACUUGAAAUCUUUACCUUGGUGUGAUGGUGCUAUUGGUAAAGAUACUGAGGUUAUUAGCAAUUCUUUAGUUCAAAUUAAUAAAAAAGGUUUCUUCACUUUGAAUUCUCAACCUUCCUUAAACGCUAUCAAAUCAAACGAUAAAAUUUAUGGUUGGGGUCCUAAAAAUGGUUAUGUUUAUCAAAAACAAUAUUUGGAAUUUUUCGUUCAUCGUGAUACUUUGAAACCUUUAUUAACUAAUGUUGAUAAUUACAAUAAAUCAGCUGGUUCUGGCUCCAUCACUUAUUACUCUGUUGAUAAAGAAGGUAAUUUAUUUUCUAAUACUAAAGAUGGUGAUAUCAACGCUGUUACUUGGGGUGUUUUCCCUGGUGAAGAAAUUUUACAACCCACAAUUGUCGAAAGAACUUCUUUCUUAGCUUGGAAAGAUGAAGCUUUCAGACUUAUUGAUGAAUGGGUUAAAAUCUUGCAAAGUCAAAAUGUUGUUAAAGAACUCGAUAUCCCUCAAGAGAAGAUUAAUAACUUUGUUCAACUCAUGAAAUCUUUUGCUGAUGAUUUUAUCUUGUGUAAUUUUGUCAACAAUAAUUUCUUUGACGAUAAUCAAACUGUUUUCAAUUUGAUUAAUGAAUUGAACUUACCUGAUUUACAAUAA
Hyphopichia burtonii NRRL Y-1933 is the source of this 1848-nucleotide messenger RNA. It is a transcript of the gene MET13, whose product is annotated as methylenetetrahydrofolate reductase (NAD(P)H). The transcript has a single exon. Gene Ontology annotation, molecular function: FAD binding; methylenetetrahydrofolate reductase [NAD(P)H] activity. Gene Ontology annotation, biological process: tetrahydrofolate interconversion. Gene Ontology annotation, cellular component: cytosol. The record is from RefSeq and is a predicted model, not a curated record. Lineage: Eukaryota; Fungi; Ascomycota; Pichiomycetes; Serinales; Debaryomycetaceae. The coding region runs from base 1 to 1848 and encodes 615 amino acids.